This is a messenger RNA of Stylonychia lemnae, 4266 nucleotides long. NCBI's taxonomy places the organism in Eukaryota, Ciliophora, Spirotrichea, Sporadotrichida, Oxytrichidae. The record is from the annotation of a GenBank genome assembly.
AUGCCACCAAGAACAAUGUUAAAGGGUAAGCCCAAGGACAAGGCUUUACUCAGAAUGAACGCAGUCAAAGUUGAGCAGACCAAUUCUGCCAGACGUCUCCAAAAGGAUCUUAAAGAACUGGAGGACAGUCAAAUCCCACUCGUCGGAGUUUCAGCCAGACCACUAUCAUCUUCACUUUUCAUCUGGCACGGUAACCUCAGAGGACCUGAGGGCACCCCCUUCGAAGGAGGAGUGUUCCAUAUAGAACUUACAUUCCCUCAAGAUUAUCCCGCCUCACCCCCAAAGGUUAAGCUCUUCACUGUUAUUAACCAUCCAAACGUUAUUGGAGGAACAGAAAUUUGCUUAGAUAUCUUAGACAUAUCAAAGAAAGAAAUCUAUCAGGGUUGGACAACUGCAUACACAGUUGAGACCAUUCUCAUUCAACUCCAAUCAUUCUUGUUUGAAGAGCUCCCAGCAGACAUGCUCAAAAUAGUUCAAGCUGGAAACAAAGAAAUUGUAAGAAACGCCAACGCUUUCAGAUGUUCCCACCCAGAGUGCAAUCAUCAAGGCCCCAUCAAGCCAUUCCCACCCUUCAACAACAAAGAGAAAGACUUGGAGCAGUUCAUUAUGGUCAAGACUUCCGAAGAUCUCUUGGGAGAGGAGCUAACCUGCUUCCAUACCAAACUCAGAGUCAAGGAAACUUCACUCGGUAUCGGUGUUUCUAUUAACAGACUCCCCAGAACUGGAGAGAUCAGAAUGAUCACUCCCACUCUCGAUUUACUCUCUAUGAGAGCCUUCGUUAAGCACAAAGUCAGACAUUCACUCUCAAAUGAAAAGUUUACUCAUUGGCUCCCACUCUAUUUCGGAGAGAAGGACAUUAUUGAGACUAAAAGAAAGGUUUACGAGCCAGCAACUAAAUAAAUGGAGUCUAAAACAGUCACCAUCAACUGCAAGGAAAGAUUGAUACAUCUUUUAAAGAAGUCAAUAGCAUUCAUCUGCACCGGCUCAACCAGAAAGCCAUUCAAGGGCUCUAUGAUAAUUGAAGUUUUGCCAAAACUUAUCAUCACUCACGUUGCUGACUUGAUUGCUGAAUUCAAGCACGUCUCCAUCCUAGCAAUCAGAAGACUCGUGAAUUUCAUCAGACUAUUCAGACUCUUGAUCGAUUUAUACCCAGAAGUUGAGCAAGAAAUUGAUCAGAAAGUGCAACAGUUUAUCUAGGAAUCAGAUAAGAGACAUAAAGACCACACCAGCUCCCUCGGAGAUCUUCUUGCCUACAUCACUGUAAGCAAAAAGUUCAAGAUUGAGGACUUGAUGCCAAGUUAUCUUGAGGAGCAAAUGGACAGAUAAGCCUUCUGGAUCUUGAAGGAAAUCCCAGAACUUGAUCACACUGAUCCAAAGUAUAAGGACAAGGAUAUUAUAGUCGAAGAAGCUAGAUCAGAGGUCUGCUUCAAGACAGGAGUAGUUGGAUUCCACAUCACCUUGUUCUUCUACUUUCUUAACAAGACUGUGACUGAGGCAAACGGCAAGGAUUUGGAAAAAUUCUGUAAGAUGCUUGACUCCCAUCAUGGGUGUUUGGACUUCAAAGUUGAGGAUAAGUUCCAAAAGAAAUGCUUCGAGAUUCAACAAGUCAAAUCUUUCCUCAAAUACUACCCAAUGCUAGGAAUUCCAAUGCCAGAUGAUGCUGCUCUUAGAGAGAGACUAAAGAAAGCCAUUGAGAAUUCAAGAUCUAAAAAGUAUCACGGCAAUGAUGAUGGUUUCAGUGAGUUACCAAAGAUUACUGAAUAAGCAAUCUAACUUCUUGACCAAGGUGUUAAGACACUCGAAUACUAUGAUGAAAACUCAAAGACUUUCUUGAAUGAAGAAGAUCCUAAAUGGCAAGAUGCUGUCUUCACAAAGUUCUAAUGGAUUAAGAAUAUCCAUAGCAACACCGCAGCUGGCAAAAAACUCAGUCCAAGAGACUAUGCUCUGUUAAGUGAUGACGAUGCAAUUGAAACAAAAGAUUUUAAUACUGUUAAGAAUAGCAAUGACAGACUCAGGAAGCAUAUCAAAAAUAUUAACGGUGCUGAUCAUUAUGACAAUAUCAAGGUAGCUACCCUUGUCGAAGACUAUCCUCCUACCUUCACAUGGAGAGAUCUUUUCUUCAAACUCUGCUUCGAACAGAUGAUCACCUAUUUCCCCCAACACCAAGACUUCAAAUUAUUCUACAACUAUAUUGAUGUGCUUGGACCAUACAUCCAGACUCUCAGAAUCAAGAUCUUGGACAAGAAGCACUUUAAGUCAAACAACUACUACUUGAUGGUUCUUGUUGGAAGAAUGAAGAACCUCAAGAUCUUAAAGAUCCACAAAGACUCAAUCGUCUAUCUUGGACUUGAUGGCUUCAAGUAUCUCUAUAAGGGUUUCAAGUAUUUCCAAGAUAAUGGAGGCAGUAUUAUGAAGCUUCAAAUCAACCAAAUCCUCGGUGCUCAUGAUGACUAUCUCUACUAAAUUCUCAAGACUCUUCCCGAGCUCAGAGUUCUUAAGAUCAACAACCAACAGUUGACUCUAAAGGACGCUCAAACAAUUGGUAAGGUUCUCUCAGACUUCAAGAACAUUCAAGAGCUCGACCUUACUUAAACUUACCUUGAUCACAGCAAGGCCAAAGAAAUCGCUGAUGGACUUAUGAGAGCCAAGUAACUUCAGGUUAUUAAGCUUGGAAAGAAUCCAAGUAUUGGCAAAGGAGCUGAUUCAAUUAUCUACAAUCUCGCCUUCUCACCAAAGAUCACUCACAUUGAUUUCUCUGAUGACUCAUUGACUCAACCAGAUACAGCUGAAGCUAUCUACAAACUAGUCAAGAUCUCAGGAUCAUUAGAAACUCUUAUUCUAAAAAACACUCAAAUUAACAACUACUUAAAGGAGGAAUUCUUUAUUGCCCUAGGAGAAAACAAGACUUUGAACUACUUAAAUUUGGAUUCAGCCAGCUAUAUGGGAACAAAUCAAGUUCAAUGGUUAGCAAAAGCUUGCGCAAUGAACCACAAAAAGAAUGGAAACUUGAAGACUCUCUCUCUCUAGACAGUCUUCUAGACUUAUCUGAUCGCCAACCAAUUCUUUGAGGCUUUCAAGAUCUCAGAGCACUGUCAUGAACUCUGGUAUGGAGAUAAGAAAGUUGCCAAAGACAUGCAAAAGGAGCAACUCGAGAAGAAGUUCCAAUGCGGUUUGACUUAUCUCAACAUUCAAUCAUCAAUGCUGACUGGAAACAACUUCAAAUUUAAGGAACUCUCUAAAAGAACUCACCCAACAUGGCCUCAGAUCAUGAACUUAUUCGUUCAAAAGUCAAUGCAAGUGCUUGACUUACAACUUUGCUAAAUGAAUAAAAACGAUAUUGAUUUACUUUCUCAUUGUCUAAGUGCAAACCCACUUGGAACUUGUACUCUCUAAGUAUUAAACUUAAGCAGAAAUAAUAUUCUAAAGGAAGGUGCCAAGACCUUGGCUGGCGCACUUGAGAAUAAUAACUCCAUCAGAACACUUGACUUAUCUCAAUGCAAACUUGGAGUCUCAGGAACCCAAGCUCUAGCUUAAGCACUUCAAAAGAACCAGACCCUCGAGAAUCUCAACCUCUACAGAAACAAAGUUGAUGUAGAUGGAGCAAGAUGCUUAAGAGAACUACUCAAAGUCAACAAGUCCCUUAAAUUCUUAGACGUUGGUCACAAUAGACUAAGAGAAAAGGGUAUCAAGGCCCUGACUGAAGGUAUCGUCUCUAACCCAGACUCAAAGAUCACCUCUCUUGGUCUCAGAUUCAACUUCAUCAAUGAUGAUGGCUUCGACUACUUCUUCAAGGAGGCUAUUUUCAACAAAAACUCAAAGAUUGAUCAUGUUUACAUUCUCCAGAACUACCUCAGCGAGCACUUCACCAUCCAACUAGCUUCAAAGGUCGAGCAACUUGGACUUCACCUCUACGUUGACGGUUUCGAGAAACUUCAAUAUCUCAACCAAGAGAGACUCGACAGAUCAAUUUGGAUUUCCCCAAUUGUCACUUCUCACCUCUCAACCCCAGAGAUCUACUUGAAAUUCUUCUAGCAAGACUUCGAGUGCGGCUUAAUUAAGGACAUCAGAAUCAGAAAGGGUCAAAAGAUCCCAGGAAAGCCCAGAGAAAACUGCUACGCCAUUGUUGAGUAUGCUCACAUCAACAGUGUGCCUAGAAGUCUCAGGCUUGCUUCUAAGAAGAAGUCAACUCUUCAAGGAAACAGAUUCAGAAUUUACAAGGCUGGCACCAGAACCAUUGUCUUUGUAAGACCACAAAAGAGAAGAUGA